Molecule: messenger RNA, 360 nt
Organism: Encephalitozoon hellem ATCC 50504
Lineage: Eukaryota; Fungi; Microsporidia; Unikaryonidae
Exons: 1
Coding region: 1-360 (119 amino acids)
Source: RefSeq, a predicted model, not a curated record
AUGCUUUUCUUUUUUCUUGUCUCUGUAGUUGCAGAUAACGUAGAAAUACCAAGACACUCGUUUGAUACGCUUAAGGUUGGAAAUGCAUACAUAUCCUCUUCACAAAACGGUACUUCGCCUACUUGGAAUUCAAUUAAAAUAUCUUUUCCUGGAUACUACAGGUAUGAUAUUAAAGAGAAUGAGCCUCGAAAACUCGAGCUAGUUGACUCCACUCAGUACUUUGGAGAGAAAGAGGAAAUGCAGUUCCGGGUGGAUUUUGAAACAAAGUAUUGUGGGCUGAUACCCGAUGCAUGGGCUAUGAUUACCUCUCUGACGGUCUUUUCAAUUAUAAUGUUUGUCAUGCCUUUGAAAAGCAUAUAA